Molecule: messenger RNA, 933 nt
Organism: Aspergillus welwitschiae
Lineage: Eukaryota; Fungi; Ascomycota; Eurotiomycetes; Eurotiales; Aspergillaceae
Product: dihydrodipicolinate synthase family protein
Exons: 1
Coding region: 1-933 (310 amino acids)
Molecular function (GO): 4-hydroxy-tetrahydrodipicolinate synthase activity
Source: RefSeq, a predicted model, not a curated record
AUGGUCGGCUUUGACAUGCGUGGCUUGACCCCGGCUCCGGUGACUCCCUUCACGCCGGACGGUGCAGUCGACUACGAAGCUAUCCACCGGCUUGGUUCUUGGCUUGGGGGAAUCGAAGGAGUGAAGGGACUGGUUGUGCUUGGUCACGCUGGCGAAGGCACCUUUCUCACCACUGAAGAGCAAAUCUCCGUCAUCAAGGCUUUUGUGAAGUCGGUGGACAACAAGAUUCCAAUCAUUGCUGGAAUCACUGGUGAGGGCACCGAAGUGGCCGCAUUAGAAGCGAAGCGUGCCAAAGAAGCUGGCGCGGCUGCUGGCUUGCUCUACCCAUCUCAUGGCUGGCUGCGCUUCGGAUAUCAGCCCGGUGCUCCUCAAGAUCGAUACCGUCGUGUCUAUGAGGUUUCUGGUCUGCCGUUGAUCCUUUUCCAAUAUCCAGACAACACCAAAGCAACCUACAAUCUGCAGACUAUGCUUGAUAUUGCUGCUCAACCUGGAUGUUUCGCUAUGAAGAACGGCGUGCGCAACAUGCGCCGAUGGGAUACAGAAAUUCCCAUUAUUCGGGCUCAGCGUCCUGACCUACAAAUUCUUUCUUGUCACGAUGAAUACCUAUUGCAUACUUCAUUUGACGUCGACGGUUUCUUGGUGGGCUACGGUAACAUCGCUCCCGAGCCUCUAAUUGAGCUUAUCAAAGCUGGCAAGGCCAAGGAUUACAUCAAGGCACGAGCUAUCCAUGAUCAGCUCUUGCCGGUUACGAAGAGUGUGUAUCAUCGAGGAUCCCAUAUGGAGGGUACGGUCGCUCUCAAACAUGCUCUUGUUGCUCGGGGGAUUUUGACCCACGCCACUGUUCGAUCGCCCCUGCUGCCCCUUGAGGAUGGUGCAGAGCAGGAAAUUCAUGCUGCCAUCAGUGCUGCGUCGCUCAACAAGGUGGCUUUUUGA